AUGGAUGCGUUAUUAAAGAAGCAGUUAGAGCUCGGUACAAAGAUUGAGCGACUGAUAACCAAUUUCAAAAAGGAUUCUAGUACCCGCAAGCAGGAUUCCAUUUACUAUGAAGAACGACUAAAGAAGCUACAUUCCCUAUGGAAUGAUUUUGAAAUAAAUGAUGCUGAAAUCAAAGCAUUGCCACAACCUGAACUCGGACACGAGUAUUUCAGUACAGGUUACUUUGAAAAAAUCUCCAAUCUAGUAAUCAAAUAUGAUGAAAGAUUCAAGUUGGAGAAAUCAAGGCUACUCCUGAAACCACAGGACGGGAAGCCAGUAGUAAGCCCAAGAGGGUCAAACAAAGCUACAUCGCUCAUGCGAAACAUCAAAAGGCAAUCCUCAUUAAUGCAUGCAUUACGCGCAAGCAUAGAUGAAAUUUAUGAGGAAAUUACCAUAAAACAUCAUCCUAGUUAUUAUGAUCUGAAAUAUUCUCUGAUAGAAAAAUAUCAGAAGGAUCUGAGGGAUAACAAUGAUGAAAUAUGGUCAUCAGCCGACGCAGAAGACAUCGUCGGAAACACUUGGGAUCAAUACUAUUCAACGGAUAAAGAUGCCCAAAACGCGUUGAUAUAUUUAAAACAACACAGUCAACCAACUGAAGGAUUGACGUCAGAGGGGCCUGCAGCAACUCAACGAAUCAGACUUCCAAAAAUAGUUUUACCAACAUUUGAUGGAGACUAUUUGAAAUGGAUUGAAUUUAGAGAUUUGUUUCAACAAUUGAUCCAUGAUCAAUCAAUAAGCGCAGCCCACAAAAUGUUCCAUCUAUCUACAAAUUUGGCGGGUGAGCCAAAAGCCCUCAUACGGCAUCUGCCAAUUUCUGAGCAAAAUUACAAUAUAGCUUGGGAUAUUCUGUCAAAUCGGUAUGACAACAAACGACUCUUGGUGACAGCAUUACUAAAUAAAUUGUUAUCACAACCAAAUAUAACAAUUGAAUCAUCAAGCAGUCUUAACGGCAUACAUGAUGUUACAAAAGAAUGUUAUUAUGGAUUAGCAGCUCAAGGUAUUGAUGUUAAAUCUUGGGACGCCAUAAUGGUUCACGUAAUUAUUAGAAAGCUAGACAAAGCUUCACAUACAGCAUUCGAGCAAUCGUUAGAAGACAGCCGAAGAAUAAUUUCAUUAAAAGAAUUAUUGCGGUUCCUAGAAGGAAGAUUUCAGGCAUUCGAAUCAAUGACGAAUGGGAACCACAAACAAAGUCACAAACCACGACAUCCAGCAGUAGCACUUGCAGCUACAGACUCAGGAUCAAAAUGUAUUACUUGCAAUAGAAGUCAUAAAUUAUUUUCAUGUGAAACUUUCAAACGUAAAUCCAUACAACAAAAGUACGAUUUACUAAAACGUCAUAAAUUGUGCACAAACUGCAUGAAAUCUGGUCAUAUGGCAUUACAAUGCUCCAGCAGGGGUUGUACUAUAUGCCAAAGAAGACAUAAUACACUGUUGCAUCAAAAUAGACAUCCAGUUCAACCAUCAAAUCAUACGUCAGUUGAAAACACUUCAAGGCCACUUGCACAAACAACUCUAAUGUCAUCCAUCAAUCAUGGUCAUACCAGUUGCGUUCUUUUAGGAACAGCAAAACUUUUAGCCUCCAACUCUAAUGGAAGAACAGUCGUGUGCAGAGCAGUACUGGAUUCAGAUUCACAAAUAAAUAUUGUGACUGAACGAUUGGCAUCCAGAUUGGGGCUGCAAGUAAGCUCCAGUUCGAUUUGCAUCGAAGGCAUAGGGAUAGGUAAAUUGAGUUCAAAAAGUCGUACAACACUUUCUGUGCAAUCAAAAGUGACCGAUUACAAAACAAUACUUGAAGCAUUUGUGUUGCCAAAAAUUGUAUCCAAUCAACCAUCGCAACACUUACAAAUUUCAAAUUGGAAUCUGCCCAAUAACAUCCAAUUAGCAGAUCCUACAUUCUAUAAGUCUGACAAAAUUGAUAUGUUGCUUGGAGCAGAAUUUUAUCAUCAACUCCUAAGUCCUGGUCAAAUACAACUUUCAAGGGAACUACCAAUUCUACAGAACACUGUGCUCGGAUGGAUCGUAUCUGGAAAAGUCCAAAAUGCUAACACAAUGAUUGCAACAUGUGGAAUAGCAUCAGAAGAUAGUUUAGAAAAUGCAAUAGAACAACUCUGGAAGGUUGAAGAAGUUGAUACUCACUCAAAGGUCUUGUCAAUAGCAGAGCAACAAUGUGAAGCUCAAUUCACUCAAACUACAUAUCAGAAUGUUACAGGACGAUUCAUGGUACGUCUUCCUUUUAUAAAUGACAGAUUCGCUUUGGGAGAUUCGAAAGACAUUGCUACAAAUAGAUUUCCAGCACUAGAGCGUAGACUUUCAAAGGAUAGUCACCUCAAACGACAAUACGUAGAGUUUUUAGAUGAAUAUGAAAAAUUGGGACAUAUGACCGAAAUAGAUAUUGAAAGGAUUAUGUCACCACAUUACUUUAUACCACACCAUUGUGUGCUUAAACCCGACAGUACCACCACUAAGUUACGUGUGGUAUUUGAUGCAUCAUCCAAAACAACAUCAGGGCAAUCUCUCAAUGAUUUACUACACACCGCACCAACUGUUCAAAGUGAAUUACUGUCUAUUUUAUUACGAUUCCGUCUUCCUCGUUAUGUGUUUACAACAGACAUUGAAAAGAUGUACCGACAAAUACUUGUACAUCCAGAAGACAGACAAUGUCAGCUCAUUGUUUGGAGAAAUGAACCAAGUCAACCUAUAAAGUACUUUGAACUCAACACAGUAACAUAUGGUACUAGAUCAGCACCGUAUCUAGCAACCAAAUGUUUGCAAGUUUUAGCUGAUGACAAUAUGCAAAAUUAUCCAUUAGGUGCAUCUGCUCUCAAACAAAACUUCUAUGUAGAUGACUGUUUACACGGGGCAGAUAGUCUGAGAACAUUGUUGGAAACUCAGAGUCAAUUUAACAAAAUACUGACAGCAAGCGGUUUUAAAUUGCGAAAAUGGUGCGCAAAUCAUCCAAGUUUACUACAAGGAAUUCCACACGAUGACCUAGAAGUCAAUUUAGAUUUAGAAAAUAAUAACGAUACAACAAAAACUCUUGGAUUAUCCUGGUGUCCAAAAUCUGAUAGUUUAUGCGUCAAGGUUAAAUUGGAACCUGUUUGCAGCACGACGAAGCGCAGUGCAACCUCAGAUUUAGCAAGACUAUUUGAUCCACUAGGACUUUUGUCACCAGUUGUGGUGAUGGCAAAGAUCUUUAUUCAAGAAUUAUGGAAUUUAAAGAUGGAUUGGGAUGAAAAACUGCCGACUGAAUUACAUAAACAGUGGUUAGAGUUCCGGAACAAUUUGACGAAAGUAAAUUGUCUACAGAUAUCUCGUCAUAUUUUCAAGGGCGAAGUUCCUGCCAACAUUCAAUUACACAUCUUUACAGAUGCAUCAGAAAAGGCAUAUGGUGCUGCAGCGUAUUUGCGAUCAACACUUCAGAAUGGUCAAAUUAUUGUACGACUAUUGUGCGCUAAGUCUCGGGUUGCACCUUUGAAAAGGUUGACAUUACCUCGUCUCGAACUUUGUGCAGCUGUGGUUGGCGCAGAACUAGCAACAAGAAUAAAGAACGACCUACAAAUAAGAAAUUACCAGACGUUCUUUUGGUGUGAUUCACAAAUAGUGAUAUCAUGGAUCAACUCUCCAUCAUCAAAGUUUCACACUUUCGUUGCAAACAGAGUAAGCAACAUUCAUCAUUUAACAGCCACAAGUCAGUGGCGCCACGUCAGUUCGGAACACAAUCCAGCUGACAUUUUAUCAAGAGGCCUUGCACCCCAUAAACUACAGUCAUCAAGUAUGUGGUUUUAUGGACCUAUGUUCCUGCAUGGUCGGGAAGAACUGUGGCCUUCAAAACCAUCAUCAGCGUUAAAAUCAGAAACCCUCAUUGAUCCUGAACGGAAGAAGAAAACUCCAGUAUCUACAUUGUCUGUUGUUGAAGGCACAGUAAAUCCUGGAGAGUUCAUAUACUCAAUACGACACAACAACUCAUUUGGAAGACUUCAACGGAUAUUAUCGUAUAUAUUAAGAUAA
Teleopsis dalmanni is the source of this 4047-nucleotide messenger RNA. RefSeq lists its product as uncharacterized. Bases 1 to 4047 code for a protein of 1348 amino acids. Lineage: Eukaryota; Metazoa; Arthropoda; Insecta; Diptera; Diopsidae. The transcript has a single exon. The record is from RefSeq and is a predicted model, not a curated record.